Messenger RNA from Trichobilharzia regenti, 2739 nucleotides. NCBI's taxonomy places the organism in Eukaryota, Metazoa, Platyhelminthes, Trematoda, Strigeidida, Schistosomatidae. The record is from the annotation of a GenBank genome assembly.
AUGGCGGUCCGUUCCUCAAGAAAAAAGACGGAAGAAGAUAAGAAAACCAAUGAAGAAAAUGAAGCAAAGUUAAGAGCCCAGGAGCAAGAAAACGAAAGACUUAGGAAAGAAAAAGAACGAAAACGCAUAAAAGAGCUGCAAGAAAAAGAGGAAUUAAAACAACGCGCUGAUGAGCUGAAGGAGACUAGAACAAUACUAAAUGAACAUAGACUUCGUUUACAACAAAUUGAAUUAGAAUGCAGAAAUGAUUAUGCAUGGAAAAGAUAUUUUCGUUGUGAUGGUUCACCAAAUCCAAGUAUUGAAAAAGAAAUUAAUACAUUUAUGAGUUUAUGGGAUUUAAAUGAACAACGUACAUCUAUGGAAGAUGUAAUGGAUGAUUGUGUUGAAAGUUUAAAGCUUAUAGAUGAAUUGAGUAAGCUGAUUUCAGAAUUAGGUGAUAAUGAAGAAGACAAUAAAAUGCGUAUAAAAUAUGAACAAACACAACAUGAACUUAGACAACAGGUGCACAGUAAACUAGACCGUGCUACAGUUGAAACCUUAUCAAGAGCUGUUCAUUAUGCAGAUCGUGAAACAUCAAAUUUACAAAAAAUUUGGUAUAAUAAUUGGAUUGUAAUGUGUAUAUGGGGGAAUUUAUCUAAGAAUCCAAGAAUACGAAAUUUCACAUUUCCUGAUGUUGAUAUCACCUUCGAUAUACCAAAGGCGCUGACACUUUCAGAUUGUGCAUUUCUCAUCACUUUUAUGAAAUUCGAUAAUUAUUCUGUGGAAUGUCAAUCAUAUUAUCCGUAUAAAAAGCCUAAAUCAAAUGAAUUUAACUCUUUAGUUAUGAAAUCAACAAAUUCUGAAGAAAUUAUACAACAUGACAGUACUCUGCCUAUUGAUGGUGAUUAUCAAUUAAGUGAAACACAGAAAAAAGAAGAAGAUUUAUUCCUUGACGAUGAAGAACAAGUCACUGAAGUAGAAGAAAUUAUUGAAAUACCUCUAGAAGAUCGAAUCCCUACACCAGAGCCUGAUGAAUGGAUGACAGUCAGCAUGGAAGAGGAUGCUGUUGAUUUAGGCAAUUAUCAUGUAGUCGGGGGUGUAAUCCGUUUCGAUCUUGUCACAUUACCACGACAACCAAAAUCUGGAAGAGGAUGGACUAUAACCACAUGUGUAAAACCACCAAAACUUCGUCCAUUCGAAUAUGUAGUUGACGAAUUUCCUAAGGCUUUUGAAUCAAUAGCCUUAGAAUUAAAAACUGAAGGUGAAUCAACAAUUGGCGAAAUGGUACGUAAACAAGGGAAGGAUAGAAAACCUCCAGUUCAAGUGAAAAUACGUCUGCCAAAAUGUAUCAUCUUAGCGGAAGAUCCAGUUCUAGCCAGAUGGGAUCCAGAGAAAUCUCAAUGGCAAGACGAUAAUACAAUAUUAUUUCGCACAAGUGUAUUCGGUACAAUGGCAAUAUUUCAAGAUUAUCAUAUUAAUAUGCCAUUUCAAUGUUGGGAAUUACGUCCAUUGCCGCUACGAAUUGGUAAACUGACUGAUGCACAGAAUUCCACUACACCAGUUACAAAUGAUUUGCCUGCAAAUAAUUUAGAGGCUACACUUACUGCUGUCCCAACGGCUACAACAAUUGGUCAACAUCAACACCCCUACCAACAACAACAACAACAACAACAGCAACAACAACAACCAUCUUCAAUGUAUAAAUCGAAUUUACCAACAUUGAAAACUACUAAUACUGUCGACAAUAUCAAAGAUAAAGAAGUUUCUAUUGUCAGUAUACCUGAAGCAUUAACAACCGACUAUAUAAAAGAUGGCCAGAUGGAUAGUACAAAAGAACACAUGAUUCUUGGUCCAGUAACAACAAUUGGCUUGUCAAAUGAAGCUUAUCUCUCUGAAUUAUCCAAUACAAAUCAAUGCCUGCUGACAAUCACUGGUGGUGUCAUCGAAAUACGCCUACAUAUUCUAGGGGAUAGAAUCGCUAUCCUUCCAAGUAUUCCAGAAGGCAUGACACGUACAGAAGUUGAUUCACCGUUAACUGGUGGAGCAACACCAUCAACAGCAACAGCGGCAGCGUCAUCAGCUACAAGUGUAGUCGGAGGCGGCGUUGGCGUCGGUGGAAGUGUCAGUGUUGGUGGAGUUACAGGACCUUCUGUUGGUACAGGAUCAGGUAGUGUAAGUGCAGCUGCAGGUGGAAGUGAAACAGAACAGAAUGGAGCAGAUUUAUUAAACCAUACAAAGCGUGAAUUAAAUCAUCUGUGGGGGAAAUGGUAUACAGUAGAUGAAUUGAUCACAGUGCUACAGCUGUCUGGUGUCAAUUUAUUCCCUAGAGAAGAUUCAGUCAGUCGGAUUGAAUGUCUUAAAAAGAAUCCUUUAAUUGAAGAAUCGUUAUAUGAGAAUAUGGCACUGUUAAGUCCAUCAGUAGCAUUUGGUUGGUCGCGAUGGAAUUCAGAAUGUCAUGAUCACAGUACAAUUGUUUUAACAGCUGUUGAACAUGUGGACAAUGAAGAAUCAGUGGAUGAGGAAUCAUGGAAAGUUUACAGUGUGACAAGACGAAAAGUUUUACAGCUGAAAAUGAAGGAAUACGAUGAACAAUAUAAUCCUAUGCCGAAUUCAAGUCAACAGUUCCAUGCUGAUUUUUACCACAUGUAUUUUGAUUUCGGAUCUGAGGAAGGCAAACGAAGAGUUGAACAAAUCGAUUUAAAAUACUUUAAAACUGUAAAGAAAUUACUGCAAGCUACUCGACUACUAGUGUUCUCAUAA